UGCGUGAGUGUUUGUACGAUGGUCGAUUGGGAUAAUGUGUGGCAGUUUGUGCUAGCGGUCGUACGGUUGGGGCGCGGUGUCAUCCUCUUUGUCGUGCACCAUCUGAACGUGCGUCUGUUCCCACCGCGUGACUGUCCGCUCGUUACGGUACGGCAGGGUCAACUGCUCGGCGUUAAGGCACAGCUCCCAAAUGGCGCUCGUUACUACCACUUCAAGGGUGUACCGUACGCGGAAGCACCGGUCGGGAAGCUGCGGUUUAAAGCGCCCGUUCCUUUGGAACGAUUCCGCCGACCGGUGCUGAAAUGCUACGUCGAACGAAGCGACUACAUACAGCUCGAUUUUUUCUCGGGCUUUGUGUUUGGUUCGGAAAGUGGACUUUAUCUGAAUGUCUACACACCGCAACUUCCGGCGGAUCGGGAAGCGAACGCACGCGAAACGAAAGGGCUUCCCGUGAUGGUAUUUCUUCAUGGUGGAGGUUUCGCUUGUGGCAGUGGUAGCAGUCUAUUCUACAAUCCGGAAUACUUCUUACAACGUGGAGUGCUCGUAGUUACCGUAAACUAUCGGUUGGGGCCGUUUGGAUUCCUCUACCUCCCCGAAGCCGGUGUCGAGGGAAACGCUGGCCUUAAAGAUCAGCUACUGGCACUGAGGUGGAUUAAUGAAAACAUUGCCAGCUUCGGUGGCGACCAAUCCAACGUGACGCUGUUCGGUGAAAGUGCUGGCAGCUUCUCGGCCUAUCUGCACAUGCUCUCGCCCAAUUCCAGGAAAUAUUUUCACCGCGUUAUCUGCCAGAGUGGUGUCGUCUGCUCGAGCUCGUUUAUGCAGGCGAAGCCGCUCGAGAUGGCCUUCAAUCUGGCGCGCCAUUUUGGGUACAGUGGAACGAGUCAGCAGGGUGCGCUAGAAACUCUACAGCGAGUGCCAGCAAAAAAGCUAGCCGCCAAACAGCAGAAAGCUCUCGGACAUUUGGCCGAAAAACAGGCCGAUCUCGUGUUCAUCUUUCUUCCAGUGAUCGAGCAAACGCUAACAGACACCUCGAUCAUCACACAAACCCCCGAGGAGCUCCUCAAAUCGUACGACACACUCCGAAUGCCACUGCUCGAGGGUUGUAACGAUUCGGAAGGUAUACUGGGACUGUACAUCAUACGGCGCAAAACGCGUCAAGAAGAUAUGCACCACAUACCGGCCCGUAUGACGGCGAGACUAUUUCACCAUCUAACACCAACCGAACGAACCGAAGUAACGAACAAGGUAUUCAAGUUUUACUUCGCCGAUGAACCACCAGCAACGUGGCCCACCGAUCAGCUGAAGCAUCUGCUGACGGAUGUGAUCUUCAUGAAGGAUUCCGCGAUCAACGCCGAAUGGUUGGCCAAGUAUCAGCCAAACCUACGCCACUACCAUUACCGGUUUACGUACGAUGGGCGGUUUAGUUUGCUAAAGCGGCUGUUCCUCAGUGCGAACGUGACGGGCGCAUGCCACGGUGAUGAUUUGCUGUACAUGUUCAACCCAAAGCUGUUGCCCAACGUUUCACAAUCAAGUGACGAAUGUCGCGUACGAGACAACUUCAUCGCACUGUGGACCAGUUUCGCCAAGCACGGCGAUCCGUCGGCCGAUUCACGCGAUGUAGUCGAUGUGCAGUGGCGUCCGGUGAAGAAAAUACCUCGAGACGGUUCGGUCGACUUUCGGCUCGACUGUCUCGAGAUUAAUGUGAAACCGACGAUGGUGACCGAUCCAGCCCGGGAACGAGCCCGCUUUUGGCACGAUUUGUUCGAAACGCAUCGAAAAGGAUACCUUUGA
Messenger RNA from Anopheles maculipalpis, 1791 nucleotides. RefSeq names its product esterase B1-like. The transcript is spliced from 5 exons. Bases 19 to 1791 code for a protein of 590 amino acids. The record is from RefSeq and is a predicted model, not a curated record. NCBI's taxonomy places the organism in Eukaryota, Metazoa, Arthropoda, Insecta, Diptera, Culicidae.